AUGGCGACCAAGGUGCCGGUCUAUUCGACCAACGACCUAAAAUCCACCAGUGAUGAUGCUUUAACCCCGUAUCUGGCCAACCUUCCCGCGCCUUACGCCUUCGCACCAGACCACACCAAGAGCAACAUCCGCUUUGUCUUGGGCUACAGCGCCGUCGCGAUUGCAGGUUUCACCUUCUACGCAGACCGCAAGCUUGGCUGGGAAGCUACGACGUCCCCGUGGAUCAUCGCGGCUGUAGUCUCGUACUUCAUCCUCAACAGCGCGCUCACUUUCUGGAUUUGGGCUGUCGAGGCUGGAGAAGUGUUUUGCGGAAAGCGGAAAACCGGAGAGACUAUCACCAUUUCCUCAUCGGUCAAGAAGAACACCACCCCGUACAAGCUUCGCGUGCUAUACAAGUCAUCGUCCGGAAAGGUUCUUCAGAACCAUCAAUUUGAGGCUCCUUUUACCAAAUGGUUCUCUGCGGACGGUGUUUUCCAUGCGGAGCCGUUCCGGCGCUGGCUGGCAAGCGAGGUUGAUGUGCUAAGGUUGGCAGCAAAAGAAAGCAACAAGAAAUAG
This is a messenger RNA of Penicillium macrosclerotiorum, 555 nucleotides long. RefSeq names its product signal peptidase complex subunit 2. The transcript has 3 exons. The record is from RefSeq and is a predicted model, not a curated record. The coding region runs from base 1 to 555 and encodes 184 amino acids. Gene Ontology annotation, cellular component: signal peptidase complex; membrane. Gene Ontology annotation, biological process: protein targeting to ER. NCBI's taxonomy places the organism in Eukaryota, Fungi, Ascomycota, Eurotiomycetes, Eurotiales, Aspergillaceae.